This is a messenger RNA of Onychostoma macrolepis, 1829 nucleotides long. RefSeq names its product KDEL endoplasmic reticulum protein retention receptor 2a (gene kdelr2a). Gene Ontology annotation, biological process: endoplasmic reticulum to Golgi vesicle-mediated transport; protein retention in ER lumen. The record is from RefSeq and is a predicted model, not a curated record. Gene Ontology annotation, molecular function: ER lumen protein retrieval receptor activity. Gene Ontology annotation, cellular component: cis-Golgi network; membrane; endoplasmic reticulum. NCBI's taxonomy places the organism in Eukaryota, Metazoa, Chordata, Actinopteri, Cypriniformes, Cyprinidae. The transcript is spliced from 5 exons. The coding region runs from base 175 to 813 and encodes 212 amino acids.
AUUGCGGUCUCGCAGUUGGCCACGUCACGUCCACCGGCCACGUCGCCCCUCAUUCGCCAUAUUUCGUGGAGGAAUGCUCUGGAGGAGAGCGGCAUUGAGCCGGUUCACAGCUAUCGCACUCACCCCGAGCUCUCUUUCACACCACUAAACACCAGCCAGAGCGAGAAAGACAUCAUGAACGUCUUUAGGCUGACUGGAGAUCUGUCUCAUCUAGCUGCCAUCAUCAUCCUCCUGCUCAAGAUAUGGAAGAGCAGGUCCUGCGCAGGUAUCUCUGGGAAGAGCCAGAUACUCUUUGCCUUGGUGUUCACCACUCGGUACCUGGAUCUCCUGACAUCCUUCAUUUCUCUAUACAACACUAGCAUGAAGAUUAUCUAUGUCGGAUGUGCCUAUGCCACAGUCUACCUGAUCUACGCAAAGUUCAGGGCAACUUAUGAUGGAAACCAUGACACUUUCAGAGUUGAGUUUCUUGUGGUUCCAGUGGGAGGUCUUGCCUUUCUGGUCAACCACGACUUCUCUCCAUUGGAGAUUCUGUGGACCUUUUCCAUCUACCUUGAGUCUGUGGCCAUCCUGCCUCAGCUGUUUAUGAUUAGCAAGACCGGCGAGGCCGAGACCAUCACUACCCACUAUCUGUUCUGCCUGGGGGUCUACCGUGCCCUCUACCUCUUCAACUGGAUCUGGAGGUUCUACUUUGAGGGCUUCUUUGACAUGAUUGCCAUCGUGGCUGGGGUCGUCCAGACUAUUCUCUAUUGUGACUUCUUCUACCUUUACAUCACAAAAGUGCUGAAAGGAAAGAAGCUGAGUCUACCAGCCUAAGUGCCAAAGAACAGAGAGCUGUGUCUCCAUCAGACUUAUAGAGGGGCACAAGCCAAUGAUGCCACUGCAAGAUGCCCAAGACAAAGAACGCAUAACGCCAGUUCAAUCACUGAUUCAUUUCUCUCCGCCUGGACGCCAACCAUCCCCUUACAGAAACGAGGACGUUUUUGCAAACUUUUCUUCUGUCUUUAGCAUCUUGCAAUACUUUUUAUUAUUGCUAUUGAAAAGAAAAAGAAGAAAAAAACCUUUUCUAUAUGCAAGGUGUAUGGAAAUAUUGAACAGUGCAUUGUACACAUUAACAGUUAAAUGCGUCAUUGUAAAUUUGUCCAUGAUUGGAAAUAGUUCCCAGUGUCGAAUAAGUUUGCGGUUCUUUCCUGAUUUAAGAGGGGGGAAAAAAAUGAAGUGUGUGUGUUCAUGAAUUCAAAUUAUUAUAUCCCAUUCUUUAUUUCCCCACAUUGUACAUGUGGUAAAAUCAUCCUUUGUUUCAAUGAACAGUUUUGCCACCACUGAAAAUUGUUUUAAAAAAGAUUGUUCAUUUUUUUUUCCACAUAAAUGCCUUAUUUGUAUUUCAAUUUAUGUACAUAACCAUUCUUGUUGAUGCCCCCAUAGCAACGAGUCAACUGUAAAUAAGAGAGUGUUUCAUAUUUCAUUUGGCACAAUUCUCUGUGUGACUCAUAUCAUUUUUUUUAGAAUGUCAGCAUUUAUCAAUGAUAUGCGAUAUUACAGCAAGGUUGUUUAAAUAUUCCAUUAUUACCUGCAAACAUCAGCUUGUUGAAAUGCAGUAAUAUAUGAUAAGAUCAUUAAAUCUAGUGGUGUGGAUUCUGUCGAAGCACAUUUUGGAGUGAGUUUUGUAGUGUUUUUUUUUUUUUUUUUUUUUUAAAUGGACUACAACUUGUUUUCUUUAAGUUCAACAUCCCCAAUGUUUUCCCCUCUCGAGUCAUUCCUGUAGGGUUUACAGUUAUUUUUCUAGUUUUUACAUGUCUCCAAUAAAUAUUUUAAGGGAAAUGAUUUGUGUU